This is a messenger RNA of Parastagonospora nodorum SN15, 1040 nucleotides long. RefSeq lists its product as hypothetical. The transcript has 2 exons. NCBI's taxonomy places the organism in Eukaryota, Fungi, Ascomycota, Dothideomycetes, Pleosporales, Phaeosphaeriaceae. The record is from RefSeq and is a predicted model, not a curated record. The coding region runs from base 1 to 846 and encodes 281 amino acids. Gene Ontology annotation, cellular component: Golgi membrane. Gene Ontology annotation, biological process: protein N-linked glycosylation. Gene Ontology annotation, molecular function: glycosyltransferase activity.
AUGCUUCUUCGGUCCUUUAGGAGAAUUCCGCCGUCGCUCCUGCUAGUCGUCCUAUUUCUAGCCUUCUUCGGAUGGCAGCUCAGCCAGGGCACGAAGCACGAGGAGGGCCCAGUGGGCCACGAGGUCGUUCCCCAAGAAGAGAAGACGGGGCCCCGCAUCGCGAUCAUGACCUUUGUGACGGAGCAGCGAUCAUACCUGCAUAUAGUUCUCAAAAAUAAGGACCACUAUGCGCGUCGCCAUAACUACGAUCUCAUCCUUGACUACGAACAUCACAGCGAGCGCGGCGUGAUGUUUUGGAAGUUCGAAAUGGCAGAGCGCCUCAUCAAGACAGGCAAAUACGACUGGAUAUGGUGGAUGGACUUUGACACAUUGAUCACGAACACAGACAUCAAGGUCACCGACGUUAUACACGAUGCACUGGAGUCAGUCCCGAAUCCCGAAGACAUCGACUACAUAAUCACGCACGACUGCAACGGUUUUAACGGGGGCUCAUUUUUGAUCCGUGGCCACGAGCGAUCGCUGAAAUUCAUGCAUGAUUCAACAAAGAUACAUGACGAUGCGAAGGCUGCGGACAUCAACAUGAGCGAGCAGGACUCGAUCGUCAAGCUCAUGCGUGACGACCCAACGUCAAUGGAUGGGGUGCUUGUGAUACCACAAACGAAAUUAAAUGCAUUCCCCACGGAGAUCUCUUGCUACGACGAAGAGAAGAAAGCAUGGGAGCAUGGCACAUUCGUCUUACAUUUCGCCGGCGCCUGGGCGUAUGUCAAGGGCGAAGAUCCUACGGGCUACUUGAUGAAGAAGUAUGACUCUGAAAUUAUGUGGGGUGAUUGGAAGCAGUUUUACUGAUUGAAAGUGAGGAGAUGGGGAGUUUCCUGGCGUUCCAAUGAUAUCUUUUCGACUUUCACUAGUAGUGUUGUUGCUCGAACGUUUGUUGUCGGGUUGUGACUAAGCUCACUCCAACAACUGAUGUCAUCUGUAGCGGCUAAGGAGCGCGUUCUACGCACGCUUUGUUCCUUAAAUCAGAUUUUUUUUUCGUCUUC